Linum tenue is the source of this 162-nucleotide messenger RNA. NCBI's taxonomy places the organism in Eukaryota, Viridiplantae, Streptophyta, Magnoliopsida, Malpighiales, Linaceae. The record is from the annotation of a GenBank genome assembly.
AUGGCCGCUUGCACCGCCGCCGGCAGAUCCAUUUUUCGCUCCUCCGCUCACAAUUCGGCUACCCGUGUUGCCUCCAAAAUCAAGGUCGCUCCAAAAUCCUCUCCAGCUUCCUCCUUUAGUGCUUCCGCCAACAAGCCUCUCUCUCGACCUGCCUUCAGCUAG